Molecule: messenger RNA, 2511 nt
Organism: Caretta caretta (loggerhead turtle)
Lineage: Eukaryota; Metazoa; Chordata; Testudines; Cheloniidae
Gene: SH2D2A
Product: SH2 domain containing 2A
Cellular component (GO): cytoplasm
Source: RefSeq, a predicted model, not a curated record
UUGUGGCUUCGGUAGCUGCUUCCUGCCCUUUGCAUGCAGAGCGCACGCGAGGAGGACUUGCAAGUUCCCCUGCCUCCAGCAGACAUCGCUGCCAGGGCCUCGGAGGGCAGCUCCCCGCAGGGGCUGCUGCAGGGCAUGGACUCCCAGGUCGAGGAGGGCCUUAGGACAGGGGCUGACGUCUGGGAUAAUCAGGGACCCUUCCUCUUCAGCACAUUUAAACCCAACGGUCUCAGCAAAGACAACAACGCGGACGAGCUGGCCCAGCUGGAUGGUACCAGUGCUGGGCUCAGCAGGGCGCCAGCCGGGGCCCAGAAAGAGAAGCAGCCUCCUGGCUCUCAGAGGGACCAGGGCACCUAUACCAGGGACCCUCUCAGCUCAUGGCCGGCGGCCAGUGCCAAGCUGAGCUGGUCUCUUCUCAGGGACCCCGUGCAGGGAGCAGAGACGCAGGCGAGGCUGGGGCCCAGGCUGGACCCUCCCGAGGCCCCGUCGGCGCUGCAGGCCCGGACCCGGGCAUGGUUCGAGCGCACGCAGGCAAGCCGGAUCUGCCAGCAGGGGCAGCUGCCACCCUGGUUUCACGGCUUCAUCAGCAGGAGGGACACGGAGCAGCUGCUGCAGGAGAAGCCGCUGGGCUCUUUCCUGAUUCGCUUCAGUGAAAGCACCAUGGGAUUUGUCUUGUCGUACAGGGGCAGAGAUCGCUGCCGGCACUUCAUCCUAGAUCAGCUGGAAGACGAGUGCUACGUGAUCCUAGGAGAGAACAGCGCCCACGUCGAGCUUCAGGGUCUGCUUCUGCACUACACCACCGCCCCCGUCACCCCCUACGAUGAGUUCCUGACAGCACCAUGCCCCAGGGGCGACAAGAGCCAAGAGAGUGGUGGGAUCCCGGCUGGAGCUGAAGCAGGGUCUGGUGCUCCACUCGAGCCAGCAAAUGUCCCCCCAGCAGCAGGCGGCCAAGCAUACAGCCUGGUUCUCAGACAGCCCCAGGCCCCCGGCCAACAGAGCCAUCCCUGCCCGCUGGCUGCAGAGCAAAGGAACGAGGGAAGCCCUUCCAAGGAGGCUCCCUGUGCCAUUCCCCUGCUCCCCGCCAAGGCUGGCCCCACUCCGAGGCCGAGCAGCCCUGUGCAAGAGGCAGGGGCCUCUGUGGAGCCCUACGCCCACGUCAGCAAAGCGCCCGUCCCCGCUGAGCAGCCCACACCGGCCCAGCCCGCAGAGGCCAAGUACCAGCAGCUAAUGCGCUUCCACACCUACGCCGAGCCCUGCGAGGGCUUCCCGCCCCCUGAACGCCGCAUCUACUGUGAACCCGACGAGCCCAUCCCCUUCUACGCCAUGGGACGAGGCUCGCUGCCCAGCCCCGACCCCGAGAACAUCUAUGCGGAGGUAGAGCUGGCGUGCCGGUCCCGGCCCCAGGCUCUACCCAGAGUGCUGCAGGACACGGCGUCCACCUUGCCUCGGGGCUCAUCCAGACCUCCCGCCGAGCCGUCCCCAGGACACCGCAGGCUCCUCCGGAGCACGUCGGGGCAGGGGUCCCGGAGGAGGCGGUUGCCUGCAGCUCUCGCCAUCGAGGGGGCCCAGGGGAGGCCAUCUGGGCAAUCCUCGGAGAACCCGCUGGAGUUUGACGACCCGGUUUACGGCAGGAAGGCAGCCACCCUGACCAGACCGACGGCCACCAGGGGACAGGAAGGUCUAGAAAACAUUUACGAGCUGAUUUCUGGAGACCAUCCUAGCCCGCACGCAUCGGGGAGCAGUAACUCAUAGAGCCCUCCCGCAUUCAAGGCAAGCCGGCAGGACACCCCCUGCCAAGGGUUCCUGGGCUUGAGAGCUGCCGGAAAAGACUUCUUCCCCAUCAGCUGCUCUCUAAGGAUAUGUCUACACUAGUGUAGACCAGGGCUAGGACACAGAGUUGCUGCAGACAUAAGCCCUCAAGACACUGCUGCUCUGACCACCUCUCUCACGUUUGCGCAUGGAGCAGCCUCCUCCAUGAAUUCAAGGAUCACAUGCUCUCCCCCCCCUUCCAAGGGUGGGAGUUUCAGGAAGCAGGGAAGAUCUUUCCAUGGAAAGGAAUAUGAGAUCCAACGCCAAUAAAAAACCCAGUGAGGUCUUUGGCUCACAAAGUCUCUUCCUCACAGCUACGACACCAGCUUUGUCGGUUUUCCCAUCCCUCCUGCUCUCAGUUGCUUGAUACUCAAGACUCACGGCUUUUUUGGACCCUUGAUGUUAUCUCCUUCCCCCCCACCCGGAGGGGGUCUUUGCUUCUUGGUGUCAUUGGGCAGUCAUAGAAGCUGCUUCAUGGGGUGGAACUACCAAGCCCAAAUGGGAUGACGAACACCCUCUAGCGUCGACGGAGAUACCCACUGACUUGACACCGCAGAGCUGUUCAGAUAAGAAGGAUUUUUAUUUUUAAAUCAGGGGAAUAAACAGAAGCAAAUGGGAUGAAAUCGACUUGCAUGCAGGGCGGGUGGCAUUUAAAUCCUGUUUACAUAAGGGGCAGCUUCAGGGUUUAAAUUCCAUGUUAAG